Molecule: messenger RNA, 3270 nt
Organism: Williopsis jadinii
Lineage: Eukaryota; Fungi; Ascomycota; Saccharomycetes; Phaffomycetales; Wickerhamomycetaceae
Gene: KAP114
Product: karyopherin KAP114
Exons: 1
Coding region: 298-3168 (956 amino acids)
Biological process (GO): protein import into nucleus
Cellular component (GO): cytosol; nuclear envelope
Molecular function (GO): small GTPase binding
Source: RefSeq, a predicted model, not a curated record
CAGCGAACAACUCAGCUGGAACAAUAACAGUUUGAAUCAGGAUUAGCGAGCCUGACAGACUCGAAACAUCUCCACUGCAUUGCUCUCUCCGAGGCGCUAACGUUCUAAUUGUGAAGUAUUUCCCUCGAGCGUAGCUGUUGCUUAUAUAAUGUAGGCUCUGGUUUUGUGUAGCGUGAAAAAUGCAAAGUGUUUGUGAGAAGGAAAAUCGAGGCACAUGUUUUUACCGCCAAAGUACACUGACAACAACAACGUCAUCAUCAACAUCAACAGCCGCGGAGCUUCGAAAGCACUGCUCAAAUGUCACUGCUGGUCCUAUUGAACGCGGUCCAAUCGCCUGAUAACAAUCAGCGUAAGCUGGCGGAGGAACAGCUCGGUGUCGCUGUUGCCGCGGACCCAUCGUCCAGUGCCCUUGAGCUCAUCAACAUUGCAAAGGCGCAUGGCGAUCUUGCUCUGAGACAGUUUGCGUUGCUUUACCUGAAGAAGAUAGUACCGAUGUAUUGGAGUGCUGGUUUUGAGUCCUUUAAAGGGCCUGCGAUCUCCCAGGAGCACAAGGCUGCCAUCAGAAACUCACUACUUGAAGUCGUCACAAACGACCCACAUUCAAAGAUCAGAAAUGGUGCUUCCUAUGCGGUGGUACAGAUCGCAGUGGUUGACUAUCCCGACGAAUGGCCAAGUCUCUUGGAGACCCUGUACAAUCACAUGAUUUCUCUGAACAGGAUUGCCGUGCUUGGUGGUCUGUCAUUGCUUCAGGACUUACUCGAUGACCUUGUCACUGAAGAACAGUUCUUUAACGGCGUGGGAAUUGCCAUUAUUUCACAGUGUAUGAAGUUGAUGGGAAAUUCAACAGUGGAUGCUGAAGUUAAGACAGCAGCUGCCAAUCUGUACAAAUCGUGUCUCCUACAACUGGAGAACCCUGCAUAUUUGGAAGACGAGAGUAAAAGACCUGCUCUACAACAGCAUUUCAACGAAAUUGUCACUAUGAUGACAGUGUUACUCCAGGAUACUACCCUUGAUAUACACUGCAUGCUUUUCAGAACGGCACUUUACGCCAUAGCUUACGUAUUGGCAACCGAAUUUCCUGAGGAGUUAUUUGAACCUAAUGCCAAGCUUGCACUACAGAAGGAAACCAUAAACGACGUUUCACAACUAGCAGGGUUGUUUGCAACAGUUGUAAUUCAAGAAGAUGAUGAAUUUCCAAAUGAUACGGAGUUCGACACCGUCACUGUGUUGACCAACCUUGUAAUUGAACAAUUCCAAUUCUUAGGUGGCUUAGAGGAUCUUGGAUUGUUCAGUGUCCUGACCAGCGACAACUUCCUGAAUGCUAUCAUCACAGUUGCCUCUCUCCCAUUGGAAACAGAGUCCGAAUAUUCUGAGGAAUAUGACACUUUUGUCACAGAAGAAACGGGCGUUUCACCUGACUUUUCUGCCAGAAACGCUGUGUUUCAAUACAUGUCUGAGCUUAAUGCUGAAGACGUUUCUAAAGUGUUCAACGGCCUAAUUGAUCAAUUACAGUAUGAUCAACCAUGGAAAACAACAGAAGCGGUGCUAUAUCUGCUUUGUGGAUUGUUCGACCACCAAGAACCAAUAGCAUCACAGUCUUCUCUUGUGGACUCAUUGAAUAAAUUCUUGCAAUUUACAGAGAGUCCUAACACACUGUUGCGGGCCAGGGCUGUGAUCACCGUACCUUUAUUCUUGGACAAGUUCCAAGAUCGUUUAUCAGAUGAUUUUGCUACAAAAUCAUUAUUGCAUUGCAUAAGACUUGCCAAUAAUGACUCAACAGAGUUGUUCAAAUCGGCAUUUUUAGUGGCUCUAUUGAGUUACCGUGAAUUGGUGGAGUUUCACAAUUUGGGAAAUGAAAUUCAAAAUGUCUUAUUCGACAUCAUAGCCUCAUUAAUCUCUUCAGCAAAGGAUGAUACACCACCAUUGUUAGCUGAAGCUCUCGUCAUUGCUUUGAAGAUUAACAACGUUUCCAUGGCGGCGUUGAACCUCAUGUUUGAAAUAGCUCAAAAGGAUGCUGGCAAUAUUGAACUUGUAUUGGACAUUGAAGAUGUGUUGGAAACAUUAUUAGAAUCCAUAGACAUGACCACUUUCACCGGUUACAUUCAGAAUGUCCUUUCAAGGUUCAUCCCAGUUAUCGUUAAUUCAAAGGGUGACUUCUCCGCUGAACUGAUGUUAGCACUCCAAGUACUUUCUAUCUUUCUUGAAAGCUGUCCUGGAGAAAUCCCCGAAGAUGUUUUUGCUGCUGUUGACCCUGUGAUUUAUGAUCUCUUGAUGGUUACAUCUGACGAUCAAGUCUUACAAGCCGGUGGUGAGCUUUAUAACUCGCUCAUCAAGAAUUCAGAUGCUAACCUCUUUGAUAUACAAAAGGUGUUGCAAGUUUUAAGCAAAUUCUUAAACCCAGAACUAUCCGACAGUGCUGCUUUGAAUGUUGGUACAUUAUCUGUGUCUGUCAUCACUAAGUUUAGCUCCAAUCUGGAAACUUUCUUGCCAGAGAUUUUGAAGGCAACAACACAGAGACUCCUACAAGCUCGUGAACUGGCCACCAUCCAAGACUUGCUAAACGUGCUAUGCUACAUGAUCUCUAUAGAUGUGACACAGUCGGUCCAAUUCCUUGCAAACUUUGAGAUACAAAAGAUCUUCAAUAUUUGGUUUAGCAACUUUAGCUCAGUUAGUGGAACAAGUGAAAUCAAGCACAACUGUCAAGCCUUAGUGGCACUCUUCCUUAGCGGAAUUGACUUUGACUUCACUGUCGAUGGUGAUGAGAUGGUUGACCUUGCUAACCCUAAUCUUAUCAUCACACGAUCAAUGAGAAAGAAUGCAGAGUAUAAGCAGAUUCUUGUCCCUGUGAAGAUCAUCAAACUUCUUGUUCAUGAGCUAAGAGAUCAAUCUACGAAUCAUCAAUAUGAGUCCAGAGAUGGCGAUAUCGAUGCUGUUGCUGAUGAUGAUGAAGAGGGAUGGGAAGACUUUGAUGAUAUCCGUGAUGAUUUCGAUAAGUUCAAAGAGACCAUUGGUGAUAGUGAUAUAGUUAAGGAUGAGGAUCUUAGAGUAUACCUGAUCAGUUUCUUCAAGCAAGUUGCCAAGGACAAUAUCCAUGACUUCAAGUCCAUUUAUGAACUUUACCUUACAGACGAUGAACGUCAAACGUUGACCGACACGCUUAUUGAGUGAGUAACACGAAAAUCUACAUCACUAAUUAUAUUGUUAAGUUAGUAUAAUAGUAUGUAAUAUCCUCUAGUUAUUUUAAUAUGUAAAAUAAAUAAUCUGUAUAGA